This is a messenger RNA of Colletotrichum orchidophilum, 2247 nucleotides long. RefSeq names its product transcription initiation factor IIF. NCBI's taxonomy places the organism in Eukaryota, Fungi, Ascomycota, Sordariomycetes, Glomerellales, Glomerellaceae. Bases 1 to 2247 code for a protein of 748 amino acids. The record is from RefSeq and is a predicted model, not a curated record. Gene Ontology annotation, biological process: transcription initiation at RNA polymerase II promoter. The transcript is spliced from 5 exons.
AUGAUUUUUGAGCUAGUCCAUUUUGGGGCACGAAGGCACCUCUAUGCUGGUGUUCGGGGUGGAUCCUCACUUUCAUUCCCAGCUCCCCAGUUGCUUGCCUGUGAAGGAGCUAAAGAUAGAUGUGGGCUAUUCUGUUCCCUCUGCCGUCAUUGCAAAAACCAACAAUCUUACCUCGACUUUGCGACCUUGGAUAGCAACGGAGCGUCUGAGAUACCCAGAAUAUUCGAUAUGGCGGAAUCGACAUACAUCAAACCCGAGCCAUAUAUCAAGCCUGAUCCCGAAGCCAUACCUGCCGCUCCCGUCGACGACGACGACCUAUACGAAGAUGCUGGCGAUCUAGAGUUCUUUGAUCAAUUGAGCGAUCAAGGCUCCUUCGGUCAGGCAUACCUAGCAAGGGUUCCGAAGGACCUGUGGGAAGCAUGGGAUAGCUUGCCGGAUGAUGCUGAGAUCGAGAUUGGCACAAUGCGACAGUGGGACGUGGUGCGUCCAGAUGGCGGCGUUGAGCAUCGUUUCAAAAUGCUACUUAAUUCCGAUCGCGCGGAGCACCAACUGAUGCCCAAAGAAUAUGACUUGGAGAUGGGGAAGGAAAUUGCGCGUAGCACGUUCGUUUUCACCGAGGAGGACCUACCCGGCUUCAAGGCCAAAUCUAAGGCAAGGACCGAUGCCGCGAAUGCUGGCAUCCCGGCUCGAUUCCUGAGACCCAAGGCGGAGAAGGUGGAGAAGAAACCAUUCGAGAAGGGUCGCCGAUGGCAACCGUACUACCGCAAAGCGAUUCCAAAGAAGACAAAGAUUGCUGCCAGAAUCCAGUACGAGCUGGCGUGCAAGCCAGUCGACAACGCCGAGAGUCAGGCAAUUCUACAACGGAAGCAAGUCGAGGCUCAGCGGCCCAAGCAUACCCUGCAGAUCAUGGAGCAGCGCGCAGCCAACAGCAUUAUCCACCAUGGGUCUGCUGCAGCGGUUGAGAAGUUUGGCUCCUUCAUCGCAACCAAGCCAAAGAAAUCCGAAAACAGGUCCGCCCGUAUGUCGGAGGAACAGUUGUUGGAUGGCCUCAUGGAGGCUUUUAGGAAGUACGAGUACUGGAAAAUGUCAAUUCUCAAGGCUAGAUUUGACCAGCCCGAGGCUUUCUUACGCCAAACCUUGGAGAAGAUUGCUGUAUUGAACAGGUCUGGUAUUCAUGCCAAUGAGUGGUCGCUUCAGGAGCACUUGAAGAGCAUGGCAUCCGGCGCCACUAGCGAGACGGCACCGGAGGAAGCCGCCGCAGAAGAUGACGACGACGAGGUGACACCCCCUCGACUUGACAGAGUUGGGUCGAGCCUUUUGCCAAUCACCCUUCGCCAAUACACCUCCAAGGCCGCUCUCCAUCAUUUCUGCGUUGCGCAAAUGCCUCAAAGUGCCCUCAGUCUCGUUUUGGACUUUGAUGGGACGAUUACGACAAAGGACACAAUCGGUACAUUGGCAGAAAUCGGCCUCCAGUUUCAGCAACAGCACGGGAUCGAUCUCUCUUCGACAUGGCAGCGGAUUCUGGUAGAAUACAGCAAAGAUCAUGCAGAUCAUUUGUCCGAGUAUCGACCAAUCGCCGAUGGCAGACUUUCACUCGAAGACGAGCUCGCCUUCUUACGGGGCCUGAAGGAAGUUGAGCUGAGAUCCGUCCAGAGAGUCGAGAACUCAGGCGUCUUCCGGGGCCUGAGCCAAGAACAUCUCGCUAUUGCCGGUGCAAAUUCCCGAAAGGAAGGGACAGUCAAGCUACGGGAUGGGUUUUCGGAGCUCAUGGAUGCGGCCAAACAGAAGGGCUGGUCCGUCGCGGUAGUCUCCGUCAACUGGUCGAGAUCAUUCAUCAAGGGUGUUCUCUCCGACUAUAGCGUUGACGUUGUUGCUAAUGAAAUUGAGGUGGAUGGAAGCAUCUCAGGACCGGAUUUUAUGGGCUCUCUGGCGCGGCAGACGGCCCUGAUGACGUGCGAGGACAAGCUGCAGGCUCUUCAAACAUUGGCAGCGCGGCAAGGAGCUGAGGAUACCAGGACACUGGUGUAUUUUGGUGACUCCACUACAGACAUCGAGUGUCUUUUGGCAACCCGUGGAGUCGUGAUAUCAUCUGACGCCGAAUCGAGCUUGAUGAGGACUUUGAGGAGAGUAGGGUACCAAGUGCCAAGAGUGAAGGAGGGUCGGGCGUCCGAAGGCACAGUCUGGGCAUCAACAUUUGUAGAGGUUCUCGAAAGCGAGUUUCUAUCUUUGGAAAACAGUUCCGAAUAG